This is a messenger RNA of Vicia faba (fava bean), 1284 nucleotides long. Lineage: Eukaryota; Viridiplantae; Streptophyta; Magnoliopsida; Fabales; Fabaceae. The record is from the annotation of a GenBank genome assembly.
AUGGUGAAAGGACGUCAAGGCGAGCGUGUUAGGCUUUAUGUGAGGGGCACAAUUCUUGGAUACAAGAGAUCCAAAUCAAACCAGUACCCAAACACAUCUCUGGUCCAAAUCGAAGGAGUUAACACCAAGGAGGAGGUAGCUUGGUAUGCCGGCAAGCGAUUGGCAUAUAUCUACAAGGCCAAGGUGAAGAAGAAUGGAACCCAUUACCGCUGCCUAUGGGGAAAGGUUACAAGGCCUCACGGAAACAGUGGUAUUGUUCGUGCCAAAUUCACAUCAAAUCUUCCUCCCAAAUCAAUGGGAUCAAGGAUAAGAGUAUUUAUGUAUCCCAGGUUUUCAACUCACCACCGAUUCACGCUCCUUCAUCAUCUGCUUAUCCAAUCCGCAGCUUUUCUGCCUCCAAGACCACCAAACAGAACUGUAACACCUCCACACUUCUAUAUCUGCACUACCGGCUACUCCACAACCACCAACCAGACAGUUUCUCGUCAACCAACAAUCGCGCACCUCUCAACAAUUGCACUGCACCCAACUCACCAAUCUGACAAUCAAUUCAUCCGCACCAAGCCUCCGCUACCCGACACCGCCAGAUCCACGACACCAUCCUCUGACCAUAUGCUUUGCCACGGUUCGAUUCUUUACAUUAAGAAAGACCUUGCUUUGCAAACAACUAUGGAAGGGCUUGUGGUGGCCAUGUCGCUAAUUGGAGCUACUGUCAUUACGACUUGCUCUGGUCCCAUCUCAGAUUGGCUUGGUCGGAGACCAAUGUUGAUAAUCUCAUCUGUGAUGUAUUUCUUGGGUAGUUUGGUGAUGUUAUGGUCUCCUAAUGUUUAUGUGUUGUGCUUAGCAAGGCUGCUUGAUGGAUUUGGUAUUGGCCUUGCCGUAACUCUUGUUCCGGUUUAUAUAUCGGAGACUGCUCCCUCCGAUAUAAGGGGGCCGUUGAAUACACUUCCCCAGUUCAGUGGUUCUGGAGGAAUGUUUUUAUCAUAUUGUAUGGUUUUUGUGAUGUCAUUGAGUGCCUCGCCUAGAUGGAGAGUAAUGCUCGGGGUUCUCGCUAUUCCUUCUCUCUUCUUUUUUAUAUUGACAUUAUUCUUCUUGCUCGAGUCUCCUCGAUGGCUCGUGAGUAAAGGAAAGAUGCUAGAAGCUAAAAAGGUUCUCCAACGAUUAUGUGGCCAGGAAGAUGUGUCAGGCGAGAUGGCAUUGCUGGUUGAAGGUCUCGGGAUUGGAGGUGAUGCAUCUAUAGAAGAGUACAUACUCAUGAUAUUUUGCAAACCAAAGAAAUUGUGA